AUGAAACGACUUACUAAUCAUCUCCAAACUCACGAUAUCUAUGGGUACAGGAGAGAAUACAUUGAGAAUUAUAUUCCAGAACAUUAUAAAAUAAAACGAUUAGUUGAUCAAUGUGAAACAUCAGAAUCAAACGAAAACUAUGAAUAUAUACUUGAUAGUGAUGUGAAAAAAACGAAUGAACGACCAUUAUUUCAAACACAUGGAAAAAUAAUUUAUGCUGCCGAAUGGUUACCUAUCAGUGUCAAUCGACCAGAAAUAUUACUACCAAAAAUUGACGGCAUUCAAGCAAGGAAAGAAGCAUUAUUGUAUGUUCAUUUAAGUCAUCAUACGAAUAUUGUUCGAUCAUUUGGUUUUGUACUUAAUAAUAAUCAUCAGCAUUGUACGAAUUCAAUCAUGUUUCUACAAGAAUAUGCUUCAUUAGGCAAUUUAUAUGAGCUAUUACAAAAUAAAAAUAAAAAUUUCACAGAAAAACUUUUUAUUGAAAUUUUUUUACAAAAUAUUGAUGCGAUGAUCUAUUUGACAUUGAAUGAUGUUGUUCAUGGUGAUUUAGCAUGUCGGAAUAUACUUGUCUUUCGUUUUGAUGAAAUAAAUCUGAAAAAUAUUCUUGUUAAAUUAACUGAUUAUGGUCUUAGUCAGUAUCUAUUCACACAAGAUCGAAGACUACAACUCGAAGAACAAAACAGUCUAUAUCAAGCUCGUUCAUUAGCAGAUUUACAAACAGAACAAUCAGUUGAUGAAGAUCUCGAAUCGGCAGUCAUAAACUCGAUCAUCAAUCAACAGCUUAGCGAGCUUCUAUUGAAUUCUAAUCGAAUAGGAUCAGACCAACUCUCAAUUCCAGUUGAUACAGCUCAAAAUAAUAAUUCAUCGAGAGUACAGGGUGGUAAAUAA
This is a messenger RNA of Rotaria sp. Silwood2, 888 nucleotides long. Lineage: Eukaryota; Metazoa; Rotifera; Eurotatoria; Philodinida; Philodinidae. The record is from the annotation of a GenBank genome assembly.